Poecilia latipinna (sailfin molly) is the source of this 4712-nucleotide messenger RNA. RefSeq names its product tubulin tyrosine ligase (gene ttl). The transcript is spliced from 7 exons. Gene Ontology annotation, molecular function: tubulin-tyrosine ligase activity. The coding region runs from base 593 to 1819 and encodes 408 amino acids. Gene Ontology annotation, cellular component: spindle microtubule. Lineage: Eukaryota; Metazoa; Chordata; Actinopteri; Cyprinodontiformes; Poeciliidae. The record is from RefSeq and is a predicted model, not a curated record. Gene Ontology annotation, biological process: protein modification process; microtubule cytoskeleton organization.
UACUGUUGAUAGCGGAUGUCUGAGAUUCCAAAGAAUAAAGCACACGCUGUAGGGGUGGGGAUGUUGUGUAUUGUUGAAAUGGGAGCAUAAAGUCAGUAGCCAGUUUGUAUUUUGAGAGGUUCAUAUUUACUUUUGCAGCUUUUGGCGACGCGCAGAGGGAGAGUUUACUGUUAGCAUCUGAAGCGGUAGGAGACCGUUAGCUGCUUAGCUAAAGUGGAGACAGGAUGUGAAUGAAUCCGGACGGGACCAGCCCCAGGAACCGGAGCAGCGCUGAGCCAGUCACACAGACACACCCUUGUCUGGGAAGAGGAACAGAACCGUAUCAGCUCAGCAACAUGCAGUAACUACCCUUUAUAUCUCAUGCCAACAUGUGUUAGCCUCUAGCUGCUGGAUAUAUCCAAUUGGAAACCAGUUUGAGCCCAGUUAAAAGUGUGGACUUAAUAUGACCGACUCAUCAGCACCAUCAUGGCUCGGACAGAGGUGAUAAUCCCCACCAGGCUGUCUGCUGCAGAUCCAGCCUCCACCCACGGCUAACCGGCUCACACUAGCCCAGACUUUGUAGGCUACUUGACGUGUUUGUGGUCAGCGUGGAAUGAUGAGCUCUCCCAUGUACACCUUUGUUAGCCGCGAUGAUAACAGCACUAUUUAUGCUGAAGUGUCUAAAAUCCUGUUGUCCACCGGACACUGGAAGAGGCUGAAAAGAGACAAUCCCAGAUUCAACCUCAUGCUCGGUGAGCGGAACCGGCUGCCAUUUGGACGCCUUGGCCAUGAACCAGGACUGGUGCAGCUGGUGAAUUACUACAGAGGAGCAGACAAGCUGUGCAGGAAGGCGUCGCUGGUCAAGCUAAUAAAGACCAGCCCAGAGCUGUCAGACUCCAGCAACUGGUUCCCAGAGUCCUACAUCAUCUACCCCACCAACCUCAACACUCCCGUUGCCCCGGCUACCAACGGCAUCAGCCACCUGAAGAGCAACCCGAAGACGGAUGAGCGGGAAGUCUUCCUGGCCUCCUACCACGCUAAGAAGGAGAGCGGAGAGGGAACCGUGUGGAUCGCCAAGUCUUCUGCUGGAGCUAAAGGUGCUGGUAUCCUGAUCUCACAUGAUGCCAAUCAGCUGCUGGACUAUAUUGACAAUCAGGGACAGGUUCAUGUUAUCCAGAAGUACCUGGAGAAACCCCUGCUGCUGGAGCCGGGUCAUCGGAAGUUUGACAUCAGGAGCUGGGUUCUGGUGGACCAUCAGUAUAACAUCUACCUGUACCGGGAGGGCGUGCUGCGGACCUCGUCGGAGCCCUACAACAGUGCAGACCUGCAGGACAUGACCAGCCACCUGACCAAUCACUGCAUCCAGAAGGAGCACUCCCAGAACUACGGCCGCUAUGAGGAGGGCAACGAGAUGUUCUUCGACGAGUUCAGGCUGUACCUGCUCAACACUCACAACGUCACCCUGGAGACGACCAUAUUACCUCAGAUCAAACACGUCAUCAAGAGCUGCCUGUCGUGCAUCGAGGCGGCCAUCAGCACCAAGCACCUGUCCUACCAGAGCUUCCAGCUCUUUGGCUUUGACUUCAUGGUCGACGAAAACUUCAAAGUGUGGCUCAUCGAGAUCAACGGCGCUCCAGCCUGCGCUCAGAAACUUUAUCCAGAAUUAUGUCAAGGCAUCAUUGAUGUGGCGAUCUCCAGUGUCUUCACGCUCAACAGCGAAUCGUCAUCCGCUUCGUCGUCACCUUACUCCUCCUCCCCGUCUUCUCUCUUCACAUCCAACUCCUGCUCCUCUCCGAAGCUGAGGGGCCCUCUGCACGUGGGCCCUUUCACCCGCCUUUAGGGGCCCUCCGUCCAAACCUCACCCAGCAGGAGAAGCACAUGUGGAGACACUUGGCUUCUACACUUGGUUAAAUGAUGAAGAAGACGGUGGGAGAUGUUCACACUGCAAAAACACAAAAUCUUACCAAGGACUUUUGGUCUAGUUUCUGGUCCAAAUAUCUUAGUACACUUGAAAUAAGUCAAAAACUGAGAAGUAACUUUUCAGCAAGAUCUAGAAGCUUGUUUUGAGUCAGUAAACCCUUAAUACUAAUUAAAAAGAGUUCUACUGGCAGAUUAUUUCACUAAUAACACAGGAAAAAUGUCUUGCUGUAAGUGAAAUAAUCUGCCAGUGGAACUAUUUGUUUCCAUCAAUAUGAUGGAAGCUCCUAUAUCUUGCUGAAAAGUUACUUUCAAGUUCGUUUUGUCUGAUUUCAAGUAUUCCAUGAUAUCUGCACAAGAAAUUAGAUUAAAAUGGUCUAGUUGGUAAGAUUUUGUUUUUGCAGUGUACCGAACACUGUGAGGGUUUCUGACCCUUUUUUCCUCCAUCGUUCCCUGAGCGGAUGGAUGGAUGGAUGGAUGGAUGGAUGGAUGGAUGGAUGGAUGGAUGGAUGGAUGGAUGGACGGACGGACAGAGGUGUGAAGGAAGUUGAGAUGCUCCAGAUGAGUCUUACCGUGCCUUACAUUUCCAGCCACUCUCCCUGAAACAGACGCUAAACGUGGCUUUGUUAUCGGCUCAUACUUGUUCAAAAAGCCACCUGCUCUGUUGCUACACAUGAUCAAGGCCCACAACACAACGACCAGAUUUUGUGAUGUGUCGUUCUAGUUCUCUUUUUAUCAUGCAAAAGACCGGUUCUACUCAUAAUUAUGGUUUAAGAUCUUCUUGAAGUGUAGCAUUUAUGAACAACAUGAGAGAUAAGACACUACAUAUUUAUGUUGAGGAGCAGCUGGGAGGAAAAACGGACUAGAAACAUUAUGUUUCCUCAUUUUUAAGUUCCUUUCUGUGGCGGCUCUAUCAUGAGUUUCACCAAUGAUGGUUUUUAUAUCAAAAUAAUGUUGAAAUUUCCCUGAGAUACCAUUUCUGAGACCAACAGCCACUGGCCCUCACAGAGAAACAUGUUGCUCACCCAGAUUCUUUCAAAUUGGGAAGUUGGAAUACCUAGAUGCAAUUCUACUUGAAAACAGCCAAUCCAGGGUCACCAUUUAUUUUCCUUAGCCCUGAUUGGCUGUCCCUACAGAUAAGGAACGCUGUAGAUGUUAGCUAGUGCUAACACAGUUUCACUGUGCUAAUGAACGUAUUUCAAGAUAUAUUUGGGGGUGGAACUAUUAAAAUGAGCAGUGUUUUUAGACGGGCUCUCUGGUAUUCGCAGAUUUUAGCUACUCGAGUGCAGCUGUGACCUCAUGAAUCCUGGGAGUUUACAAUAUUACAGCGAUGCUCACUUAGGGCCGUGCAUCUGAGGUGAUAUCUGGACAUGAAAAUUACGAAUAACUGCCUUUUUGUGUUAUUUUUAUCAAAUGAGCAUUGUUGCCUUCCCUAGUAAGUUAGCACCCUGGGUGACAGCCCAUUUCAACAGUAUCAAGAUUCACAUCUGCAGCCCUAAAAGACCUUUUGUAUUCCAGCCUAAAAAAGGAGAGGAACACAUCAUGAAGGAGAGGAAUCUAGUAUUAAAGUGUUUAAAGAGAGCAUGUUUGUAGAAAAGCAUGUAGCAUUCAGCUCCAGACAGAAACUGUUUUUUUGCUUUGUGUUUUCAUGUCUCUGGUGCAGUUAGAUGACGCAUCAUCGUGAAAGCAACGUGCUGGUUUUGUUUUCAAGCAUUUGGAUGUGAAAUAGAGUAGGUAGUGGAGAAUGUCAGUUAUUAUUUAAAACAUUUAAUGACCCUCUGAAAUUGGGUUAGCUGAGGUCAGCAUUUUUAUUUUAGCUAAAUGUCUGUGAUCAGUAGUCAGAUAUUUGUGGGGGGUUUUUUCAUUAAAUUUAAUUUUAGUUACAAAAUGAGUAAUUUUUGCAUGUUUUGUCUCAUUUUCUUUGGUUUAGUGUCGAUCAGAGAUGUCCUGUUUCCUUCAGGUACAAAGGGAAACUGUUUCUGUAAAGGGCAUUUAUCAUUUUAGUUUUCCACUGAGCUCGUAGUUUAAUUAAUUUUGAUGUCUGAAAUUUUGAAAAUAUUGUAAAAAAUAAAAUGAAGGACAUAAAGGAAAGAGAAAUUAGUUGAUGCUGCACAUGAGGAAGUUAGAACAAAAUGUCUGCCCCAGAUGAAUGUGGAAAAAAUGAAGGUUGUUAUGGAGAUUUAUCUCACUGUGGGAAAAGCAUCUCGGAGCAAUAGCUUAGAAAAAUAAAGUCCCAGUAAACUAAACAUUCACUUAGCUCAGACACAAAGGAAAGAAAAAUAUUCUGCAGCUCAAAGAAACAUUAAAUGUUGCUCAUUCACUUUGAAAACCAAUAAAAUAAAGGCAGGAUUUGAUUUAUUUAUUUAUUUUUGUUCAUUUCUGGGGUAUUUGGCUCUAAAAUCAGGUGAUAUUUGGUUUUUGUACUCACUGUGUUUUUAAUAUCCAUAACUGCUGGGAAAAUCCUAGAAAUGGAAUAUGAUGGGAGCAGGAAGUGUCAGAGAGAAGGGUGCCUUUAGCGGGAAUAAAAAGGAAAACAUUAAAAAGCACCUUCAUUACUUUGAAUUGAAGUUAACUUUUAAAAAUCAUGUCAGUUUCUUUAUGUUUUUGAGCAUAUUUUUAUUCUACUGUUUUUAAAGUAUUUCUCUCAUUUUUACCAAAGAUGAAAUGUUGUCCAGUUGUUUGGCCGAAUGAAAGAAAAAGCAAACAUUCUGGUUGUUUCUUUUCCCUCCCUGAUGUAACGUUUAGUUUUAAAGCUUGCAUGAACAUCUGUCUUCAUGAUGAACAGUGUUAGAAUAAAAUCAAACAUUUGUCUCUAA